AUGUCGGAUGAUAUGACGUUACUGGUCGAUGGGGAAGCUGAUAAGAUAUUAUGUUACAAUAAGGAGCAGGUUGAUGACAAGCUUGUGACAAUAUCACAAUGCCAAAACUGCACGAUCUAUAUACUCGGCUGUCCCUCUUUGGUCGUUAUCAAUGGUUGCAACCGAUCUCUGGUCUUUGUCGCUACUUGUACUGGAAGGUAAGUUACCUUUUGUAAAGAUAACUAUGUUAUGUUACUAUAGCUACUAGCUGUUAUUAGCUAGCCACAUUCUUUGACGGUAAUGUGAAAGUAGCUAAUAUUAUCUAGAGAUCUUUACUUCCUUUUUUACCUUGUCACUGUCGUAUAUUGACAUUUCAGUAUUUCUUAUCGGAACAACGAUCACGGCACGUUGGUGGCUACUUGUCGACAGUUCCGUGCCUACAGGAGUAACUUCUACUUCUACGGAUUUGUGACGACAGAUCCUGUUUUUGAAGAAUGCUACUGUAACAUUCAGGAGAACGGAGCCAGCUUUGAUAAGCUACAAGGUCAGUUAUAUGUUUUCUUGAAGGUUUUGCGACAUUUGACCUUGUUCUUUAUGAUAAUGUCACUAAAGUCUCUAUGUAUAAAAGUCUGUUAUUGAAGAUAAUUUGCGUUUUUUAUAAUUUUCUGAAAUAAUGUCACCUUUGUGUCAUUUUGACUGUUCAUGUUGUUGUAGAUAUGUUAAAGGAACGUGGGUUUACUGGUCGAAACAAAGUCACGUCAGCUCGCAAUUUCACUCCAGGAGUCGGCGACAUCAGAGUCGUGGAGGAGCGGUCUCUCCCGGCGACAGAGCAUCUUCCUCAACAUUACUCCAGUCAACAUAUCCAUGGCGUCACGCUGUUCGCUUAA
Bursaphelenchus okinawaensis is the source of this 866-nucleotide messenger RNA. Lineage: Eukaryota; Metazoa; Nematoda; Chromadorea; Rhabditida; Aphelenchoididae. The record is from the annotation of a GenBank genome assembly.